This is a messenger RNA of Dacryopinax primogenitus, 7084 nucleotides long. RefSeq lists its product as uncharacterized. Lineage: Eukaryota; Fungi; Basidiomycota; Dacrymycetes; Dacrymycetales; Dacrymycetaceae. The record is from RefSeq and is a predicted model, not a curated record. The transcript is spliced from 19 exons. The coding region runs from base 1 to 7026 and encodes 2341 amino acids.
AUGAGCUCCAAAGAGCCAUCUCCAUUUCUCACUGUUUCGGCGCCACCAAAUAAUUCGGGUUUGCUGCGUGUCGACACGUCACCCUCUGGGUUGACAACCAUCGAGCUCGAUACGCCAACAAAGUCCUCUGCAGGUAGCAGUCGGGCGCUCUCCCUCGCCAUACCUUCCCUGCGUAGUUCUAUUGGAUCGAAAGAUUCUCCUUCACCCUUCUCUCCCGUACAACAGGUUGAGAGCCGAAAUGUCAAUGCGCCACUCUCACGAUUGCGAGUCGAAUACCGCAAGCUCCUUCGGCAUGUUCUCCAACGGUUGCAGGACCGUGCGAAACCUCCAGACAUAUUCUCAUUUCUCCAGACUUCGUCCUCCAAUGUUCCUCGGAGUCAGAGCGAGACUUCUAGUCUACGCGGGUUCGUGAGCGUCGCAUCAGGGUUAGGUGGCGAAGGCGUUCCGUAUGCCAGCGAGGAUGAGGAGGCAGCAUCUAAACCUGGAAAGCGACGAGAGGAUACGGACGACACAUGCGACCGUAUGAUUGAGCUAAGAGAGGUACUGCUUGGGGCAGAAUUGAGAGGACUUCAUAUUCUCAGUUCCGGGACGACUGACGAAGACCCAGGAUCUGGUAAUCGCACCUCUGGUCUCCCCUUCGGGCGCCGUCGCCGUAGUACAAUCGGGAACUCCAAUCGACCCUCCGCCGGUUCAGUCAACAAAGGCAAAUCCGAUGACGGCCUUCAGCUAUUCCACCAAUGCGUGUCCCUUCUUGGCGAGCUCAUCUCCAACGACUGUCGGUUCACCGUGACCCACUUUCGACCCGGCCGGCCACCUAACACCCUUCAGUCUCUGUGCAUCGACGUCUGUCAGUGUUUGCUCGUGUCCCAGAAAGGCGCUGCCAGUGCCAAGGGCGCGUACGAGGUCGGCUUAGCAAUGAUGCCCGCGUUUGAAAGCUUCCCAGAGUCCAUGCGUGGCAGACUGUGCGGAUUCUUCGAAGGUGUGAUUUGUGGCUGCUUGAGCGAUCUGAAACUGGUCCUCAGCCCCAAGAAGAAGCCUGUCAUCGGGGAUCCGUUCGAGGAUAGACCAACCUUCACCUUCAACACCCCGCAGAUCUCGAUCCAAGUAGAGUCGGCCAAUGAAAGUGAUGGAGAAUCCCGUGGGCCGGGAGGGAUUCUCCUCUGGUCGACAGCCACAACGGCGGAGAAAAAUGUUGUCAGUACGUAUGCGCCUGAUCAGCCGAUGCGUGUUUAUUACCUCUCUGCUCUCAUCUCACCACUUCUGGCGUCCGUCUUGGAAAAUAUGGACAUGACCCUCCCUACGUCGGACAACGAGGGGUAUUGGGUUCGUCGACUCUUCCGAACAUUGGUCGAUCUCAAACCAGACGUGUACCAAGAUGUUUUCGAGAUAGUGGCAUACAAUAGUGGCCAAGCGCGUCGUGCUGCUCUCUCCGUAUUAGCAACUUUCUGGCCCAAGGCCCUGGGGCAUAACGUCGUAUGUCUUCCUCUGCCAGUCUGGCAGCCCGCCCAAGAUCAAUCCAGCCGACUUCUGCGAGGCAUCCAAGAACCCUCCGACCACCCUUACGCGCACGAGUUCCUCCCCUGGCGUUUCCCUCCUCCACCCAAACGAAUGACCGGAAACAGCAUGACAAACAUGAGCGAAUUCGCCCAGCAAGCUACACAAAAACUGAGUCAGAUUCCAUGUAGGGCAUGUAUGAAGCCUGUGCAUGAUUUUGGAUUAUUGUGCCCGUUUUGCAAUUCGGCGGUGCACUUUACGUGCUACGAUCCACCGGAGGGCAGUACCAUCACCGAGUAUACGACAUCAUCUGGAGUGCAGAGGCUCGCGAUCAUGCGGUUCUCGCAUAUCUUGCCGGCAAGAAGAACGGAUCCAGAAGAGCCGCUCAGCAUCGCUGGGCAUAUUCUCCGAUGGGUCAACAUGUUCACUCUGAGCUUGUGCUUUGUCUGUCAAGAGCCAAUAUGGGGCGUAGCAAGACAGGGUCUCAUGUGCUCGGGGUGCCACCAAUGUGCCCAUUUCGAGUGUAUUCACAACUCAGAAGAUCGAGUGACCCCAGAAUGUGGAAAAAUCGUUCUUUCAGAAGCCACUUAUUCCAUCGACUGGUCCUUGUUGCGACGGAGCUUCGUGAACUAUUACCGCCCUAUUGUGCUCACGGAGCAACAACUGCACACUCAUUCUCACGAAACCGUCUCAAUCAUCUUGUGCCUACUUUGGCUUCAGCUUCAGCUGAUGAAUAACGGUAUUGCUGCUGCCUCGGUCACAAUCAACCAGGCAGUUCCUACUACCAGAGCAGCCAGAACGAACGGUGUGGAUGAAUUCGAGUUGCAGUAUCUCGUCCGGCUUUGCGAUGCAAUUUUACAGAAUAACACCCUUCAGAAGUCAGACGUCAUGAUGGACUACGGUAGAAUGGACGGCGCUGGGCCUGGACCACGAAUGCUUCUCUUUGACCCCUCUUUUCUGUAUUACAUGACAAGUCUUAUCAAGGGACCCAAGGGGAAACGGGAAGACUUGUCUGGGAGUCUGCUUCGUCCAGAGAUCCUUACUCCUACCAUCGAGGAGGAAGAAGGACAGCCAUAUGAGGUCACGGAGCUAGCUUAUGCAUACGAUGUUCUCGCACAGAAGCUGCUCAUCGACAUGGACUUCAUCGUUCAGCACACGCUCAGAUAUUUACAUCGACUCGGUUUGCUCGAACGGCUAGACUUAGCAGGUGAUCUUCUUGAUGGUACUGCUCCUGCACAACAACUGUGCAGAUUUCCUCUUCCGCUGGCCGUGGACCUUUCGAACAACGUGGAAACACUAUUUUCAGCGGUGGAAGGCUGUCUCACUGACGUGGACUUGAUGGUUAACGAAGCUGGGUUUUUGCUACUGAAGAGAUGCUGCCCCAACGGCUUAAUGUCGACCUAUGCUGUGGAACGACUUGUACGAGCGGUAUUGCAAUGGAUAAUGCGUGAAGACCGAAAUCUUCUCACUGUUGCAAGCGAUUACGUGUCUCAGAAAAAGCCCGCGCCAGGUAUUCGCACCGCAUUAGAUACUCAGCCAUGGCCUACGGCGACCGCAUUCAAGUCGCCAGCUAUUGUACAGGGUGGCACUAUGUCUGGAGGAAACGAAUAUCUUGCUUUCAGACGAGGUUUACUGGAAAAAUACGGUAUUCCAUGGCUAUUGCGUGCGCACACGCUCGACACAGCAGAGUACGUGAAGAUUCUUCACGAACACUGUCUUGCUACUGCGGCGGAAGAAACUGAAUCAUCAAGGCUGAUGGAUGCACUCUUUCUUUCGACGGAAAACAAGCAAGCCACACCCAAGAUAGAUGUAGCGUUUGCAGAUGCUACCUUACGCGCUUUCCUCAAGCUUUGUCAAUCUUCAGUGGUCUUUACGGCCUUUGAUGAACUGUUCAUGUUUUGGCUUGAUGAAAUCUCAAAUCAUGGGACGGACUUGCCUAUGGUGGUGCGAACAUUGCCUCGUCUCUUCCAGGCGGAGCCGGAAAAUGCCCGAAGAAGGACAGUCAUGGGUGAUGACCCACUUGAUCAAGAACCCUCCCUCAGCGACUUGAUUGACCCCUGGCGCUCUGUGACAUCAGUUGCUUCAGAAGGUGUCGAAGGAAUCGCGCGCUCAUUGAGAUGGGUCCUUCUCCUAGCCCAAUCCGGCGUCAAUAUACCCGAACUGACCUUCAAACAAAUUGCGGCUUUUGCUCGAGAUUUCCAAGCCCCGCUCGAUGUUCAGUUGUAUUUGGUACAUGCCAUAUUCGCCAGCAUCUGGAUCCGGUCAUUAAGGCGCCGAAACCUUGCUGUGCUCAUCGAAACUCUACUGGAACUCAAUGAGGCGGCUUUGAUAAGCUCUAUUAAGCAUAAAUCAUCCGAUCUAGUCGAAGCACCAUUCAUUCGGCUUAGCUUAGCUACUUUGCUAGCAUUGUUUGGGGUUGACCGUGAGAAGAUCGUGAACAGCGGGCUGGUGCGACAUGAAGAACAUGAAGUCCUAACCUCUCGCCGGCGAGCCGGUGGAAGGAUUCAUGGUCCUCCGGAACCUCUGUCUGUCUCUGACGCUUUUGUUGCGUUGCUGCUGCGACUCUCCCGCCUUGGCAGCGAGACCACGGCGUCUUACGUGAUGAACUUCCUUGGACUUCUGCUGACGGAGGCUACGCUGGUCUCGCAGUCCGAUCUUGACCUCUUCAUCAACAUCAAUAGCGAGUCAAUAUAUAGAAUCUUAUGGCAUUCUUUCACGUGGAAUUCGGCCCACAUGCCAGACCUUCGCCUCAAAUGUCUCCUCAAACUUCACACAGUGGAUGAUUUGUCCUUUGAGGCUUUAUUGGACGAAGUUUUCGAUCUCAAUCAGCCGUGGCAUACCAGGCUAGACAGCGCUGGAACUCUGUUUUCUCUCAUCCUCGAACUUAACAAUUGUGAUCCUGUUCAGCUCAAACCCCACUUACGACGGCGCCUGUCUGGCCUAUAUCGCCGCUUCUUUAGACUGGUUUGGGAAGAUGACCAAGAACUCGUUCGGUCGACCAUCGAAACCUUGGCAGAAAAUCUCCUUCCAUCUCACUGGGCUUUUAUUCAGUCCUCCUGGGACAAUUACCUUGAAAAUUGUGACGAUGCAAGAAAGGAACAAUUCGUGGGCUUUCUGCUCCGUUUGCACCCGUGUUUUCCAACUUGGUCUAUGGUAUCGAUUAGGUGUAUCGUCGAUGCCUUAGGGAAUGAUCGUAGCAUGUAUGAAGACCCUUCCAGCAUAUAUGACAACAUCAUCGACGUGACGGAGACGUCGGAUGCCAGCUCAAAUCCACGAACGCAGGCUAUGCUGGUGUCGUUGGCUCUUAACUUUAUUGCUCAUGGAGUAACGGUGGAUCCGGUUGAUCUCCUCAAGAUCAAAGUUUUUCUUGCCCGACAGGUUGGUUUCCCUCAAGCAAUAUUACGCAUUGCCGCGGAUGGCACAUGUCAUGUAGCGCUCGGGCCAGUAUUCGUGCCAAAUCCUGCUGAACAGGGACUUUCUUGCCUUGCAGCCGCCAAAUGUGUUCUAGAUGCCUCCACCAAAGCCAACGCGUCACCUUCAAUGCUAGGGGUUAACAUCACCUCCGAUCCAGCUAUCUCAUGUCUGGUCGGCACGCUUCUCGUUGACCUUGUCCUAGAUGCUGUGCGUAAGGCUUCAGAUUUUCGAACAAUGUCGCAUCUUGCUCUAAGAGCCUGGCUUGAAUGUCUCAUUAUUGUCAUCCUAAAGUAUGAUAUGCGGUCGCCAGUGCUGAGAAAUUUCGACACGGACCUCCGGGCAGCGGUGGCUCGCACCACAGAAAUAUUCUCCAUGGAUACUCCGUAUGAUAACCGACAAUUAGCGCUUACGGUCAACCAAUGCUACCUUAGAAAGUUCUCGGGAGAUGCAGCUGCCAUACUAACCCGUCAAAUCAAUGCUGUUGCAGACAUGUUGGGUUCUCUCGACUUCAACACCGAAGAUAUUCUCGUUGCUCAAGGCAAAGUGUUCUUGUCCUCAACUUUCAACAGAUUUCCAAAUAAUGGAUUAUUCGUCCUCCUCUUCAAAAAUGGUGAUGCUUCAGACAGUCUGCUUAAAGCAUUGAUGGUGACCCUGAAAGAUUGCUCCAAAGAUGGCAUAGACGGGCUACAGUUUGCUCUUCGCGAUGUCAUCGAGAAAGCAUUCACUCGCACCAGUCAUACUGAUUUCAACUUCAUUGUGAGGAAUCUGCACCGAUAUGUUGACAAGGUGUAUAUUCAGGGAUGGCCUCCUGAUCUCAUCACUGAGAUGGGCUUUUUCCUCUCAAACAUCUCCCGUCAUACUGCUGACUGGCCAUCGGAAGACUUCGAUGGGGAUCCCGCUAUCUCGGUGGUAACAAUCCUCGCAGAGCGCGAUCCGAGUAACAGCCGUGAACUCAUGGUGCAUACGGAGGUGUAUCUGCGUUGGGCCCUUCUGCGAUUUGACGUUCAAACACCGACUUUGCGUCGUCUUCUUAAAGCCGCUGAACUAGUGGCGUCUCAGCCGUCAAAAGGCCCACCUCCUACGAAGAACGACCCUUACCUUGCAGUCGCAGUGGUUGAAUCCCUGCGAGAUACUAUGAUGAUGAAGCCUCGUCCCACCCUCCUAACGGUACAUUCAAUGCUGGAGACUGCCCGAUCCAUCUCUAUAGAAGGACCACCUCUCAGUUUUUCCGUUCCUGAUCGUCUGGCGGCGGACUGCCUGAUCUAUAUCCAGUCUUUUCAUACGACUGCAGCGACUGGGUUAGGUACAACUGUCGGCAUUUUCUCCUAUGACUUGGCCUUUUCAGUCUGCGUCGAAGCCUCAACAAUCUUUCUCCUUGGAUUGCAGAGCCAGAGAGAUGCACUGCGGACAGCGUUUGGGGCCGGCGCUGGACAGGCAAUGGUGUCCAGAGCUGGCCAAGGGCUACGGAUGUGGGCAUUCUUUGCUCUGGCAGCCCUCUCCUUCUCGACGGAACGCCCUGAGCUCCAAACCGAACUCCGCAGAAGCUUAGCGCAGCAUGUCACGGAUUAUUGCUUCACCUUCGCCACUAUGAUGAACGAACUACACGAGAGUCUCCGAGAGGACAGAAACGACUUGAACGAUCUAUCCUACGCGCAUGCCUCAUUGAUCUUGUGGUUGUUGUUGACACAAUCCUCGGACGUUGGUGGACUCCAGGAGGCCACCCUAUGGUAUGGGAUAUGGCCAGCCUUGGAACAAGUGAUCAUCAAAUCGCACGGUCUCGGUGGUGGAACUUUGCAUAUUGCUGCUCAACAACUCUCCGACGUGUUUGUGGAUAUUGUCAUGUUCCUCUUGAGAUCCAACUCUCCUUUGGCCCUGAAGCAUGCGGCGACAUUUACGGGUCUGCUCUCCGAGAUGAAAGAAGUCAACGGACGUGCCCAAUCGAAGAUCGUGAAAUGUCUACAAUCAUUAUCUCAGCCUCCUUGCCGUGCGAAUCCUGGCGAACUGCUUUUCGAAGCACGGAGCACGCUGCUCGCUAACGAGAAAGUCACGAGUGCCUUCAUGUCUGAAUACCUCAGGAAUACCGUUUCACGCAAUCCUCGAACUGGACGACCUGCAUAGUCCCAUCCACAUCUAUCUUUGUUUACAUUCAAGCUAUAUUACAUGCACUGUACAUUAU